CAGGGCCAGCAGUCGCGGGAACCCUGAGCCCGCCUCCUCCGCAGGCUCCGCGCUGCUCGCCAUGGCCCCCGCGCUGCUGCUGGUUCCUGCGGCCCUCGCCUCCUUCAUCCUGGCCUUUGGCACCGGAGUGGAAUUCGUGCGCUUCACCUCCCUGAGGCCGCUGCUUGGAGGGAUCCCGGAGUCUGGCGGUCCGGAUGCCCGCCACGGGUGGUUGGCUGCCCUGCAGGACCGGAACAUUCUUGCCUCUUUGGCUUGGGAUCUAUGUCUGCUGCUACUGUUUGUGGUACAGCACAGCUUUAUGGCAACUGAGGCAGUGAAGGCGUGGACAUCCCGGUACUUUGGUGUCCUUCAGAGGUCGCUCUAUGUGGCAUGCACCGCCCUGGCCUUGCAGUUGGUGAUGCGGUACUGGGAGACUACACCCAGAGGCCCAGUGUUGUGGGAGGCUCGGGCUGAACCAUGGGCCACCUGGGUACCUCUCCUCUGCUUUGUGCUCCACGUUGUUUCCUGGCUCCUCAUCUUUAGCAUCCUUCUGGUCUUUGACUACGCUGAACUGAUGGGCCUCAAGCAGGUUUAUUACCAUGUGCUGGGACUGGGUGAGCCUCUGUCUCUGAAGUCUCCUCGGGCUCUGAGACUCUUUUCUCACCUUCGACACCCAGUGUGUGUGGAGCUGCUGACUGUGCUGUGGGUGGUCCCCACCUUGGGCACUGAUCGGCUCCUCCUGGCUCUUCUCUUUACCCUCUACCUGGGCUUGGCUCAUGGGCUUGACCAGCAAGAUCUCCGCUACCUUCGGUCUCAGCUACAAAGAAAACUCCAGCUUCUCUCCAGACCCCAGGAUGGGGGAGCAGAGUGAGGAGCUAGUUCUAAGCCCUGUAUUUACUUUCCACCUCAAAACCAAAUCCCUUAGCAUCCAGACCGAGUUUGCCUCAGACCUCGGAGGAGGUUGGAAGUCAUGCCCUGAAGGGGCUGUGCCCUCUCCUGCCUGAGAACUCAGUUUCGGAAUCUUGAUCCUGAAUUCUAUUCAAAGUUUCCUCCACUGGUCUUCAAGAUCCGCUUCUCACCAACCAAGGAUGGUUACAAAACUCAUGAGUCUCCUUUUCUCUGAGCAUGACCUCCUCACACACAGGGUCAGCUCACCCAGGGGAGCACCUAAGCUCACCCAGGGGAGCACUCACUCCCCUGGCACUGUUAUUGGCUCUGCACCUCGGGGAUUCCCUUCCAUGUUUCCACCUCAAGGAGCUAUGUCAGGGCCUAUCUGAAAGUUUAUAAGUAGUGGCUCUUUUGUACCGCGGCUGUGCUUCCUCCCCACUCCUGCCUUAGUUUCUCCACCUCUUUAGGUCCUUCCCUACAGCUCUGUGUGGUCUCCUAAGGAGAUGUCUCCCGACUUUGACUCGGGUUGACUCAGGGCUCCCUGUUCUCCCACAGGAUAUGCGCUGCAGAAAAAUUAAAAUUUUAUACAUAUGA
Molecule: messenger RNA, 1461 nt
Organism: Mus caroli (Ryukyu mouse)
Lineage: Eukaryota; Metazoa; Chordata; Mammalia; Rodentia; Muridae
Gene: Nrm
Product: nurim
Cellular component (GO): nuclear membrane
Source: RefSeq, a predicted model, not a curated record